AUAGUACCAGGACUCGAUCGGCAGAUGUAAGAGAGAGGCGGCCCUUACGCGACUUUCGGCUUUUCCAUUUUCCUUAUUCACUGCCUUACGCCUUUGGUCCGUCAGCGCAUCUGAUAUUGCACUGUGAUAUCUCAUAGGCUGGAACCUUCUUUCAGUUUACCUAUCGUUACGUGUGCUUUGCUCUUUAGCCAUGGAUAUUCCACCUAAUCAAACGAUUUACAUAAACAACUUAUAUGAAAAGUUGGGCAAAGAAGAGCUUAAGAAAUGCCUCUACGCUAUGUUUUCGCAAUUUGGCCGGAUCAUGGACGUGGUGGCUAUGAAGACUUAUCGACUGCGUGGGCAAGCAUGGGUGGUCUUCACGGACACGGCAGCAGCAACGAACGCCUUGAGAACAAUGCAGGGGUUCCCGUUCUUUGACAAGCCUAUCCGGAUAACGUACGCUAAGGGGAAGUCCGAUGCGGUUGCAAAAGUGGAUGGGACGUAUAAGCCAGACAAGAAGCAGCGGGCGCAAAAGAACGCGGCAGCACGAGAGGCGAUGCUCAAAAGGCCAACCGGGGGCAAGGCGGCGGGAGCUUCAGUCGGGGGCGGCUCGGCACAGGGCGCUGGCGGAGGCAGCGGCCUGGCGAAUGCCCCCAACAAGAUUCUCUUCGUCCAGAACCUGCCAGAGAAUUCGAACGAAGCCAUGCUGGGUAUGUUAUUCCAGCAGUUCCCGGGCUUCCGGGAGGUACGCAUGGUGGAGGCGCGACCCGGCAUUGCCUUCGUCGAGUUCGAGAACGACAUGCAGUCUACAACAGCGAUGCAAGGCUUGCAGGGCUUCAAGAUUACGCCGGCAAACGCGAUGAACAUAUCUUACGCAAAGCAGUAAUUCUGAUGCGAUGUGUGCAUCCACACCAUUGCACGGAUGUGCAAUAGUACCCCGAAUUGUGCGUUCCGCCACAAUAGAAACGUAUGAGCAUAAAAACCUUGCUGACAUGUCCGUACAGUCUCGUACAGCCAUGCUGUGUCCGACAAGGGUGAUGCGUAUUGCAACGGGUCACAAGAUUGCGGUCAGUUAGCGUCGUUAUCAAGACUCAAUGAAUGAUGGUCUGGUGACGAGGCGUGUAACCGUGUGUAAAAUGCACAAAAU
This is a messenger RNA of Volvox carteri f. nagariensis, 1126 nucleotides long. RefSeq lists its product as uncharacterized. Gene Ontology annotation, biological process: mRNA splicing, via spliceosome. The record is from RefSeq and is a predicted model, not a curated record. The transcript has 6 exons. Gene Ontology annotation, molecular function: U1 snRNA binding. Bases 191 to 865 code for a protein of 224 amino acids. NCBI's taxonomy places the organism in Eukaryota, Viridiplantae, Chlorophyta, Chlorophyceae, Chlamydomonadales, Volvocaceae. Gene Ontology annotation, cellular component: U1 snRNP.